Messenger RNA from Pollicipes pollicipes, 550 nucleotides. It is a transcript of the gene RpS15, whose product is annotated as ribosomal protein S15. The coding region runs from base 71 to 511 and encodes 146 amino acids. NCBI's taxonomy places the organism in Eukaryota, Metazoa, Arthropoda, Thecostraca, Pollicipedomorpha, Pollicipedidae. Gene Ontology annotation, molecular function: RNA binding; structural constituent of ribosome. The transcript has 4 exons. Gene Ontology annotation, biological process: translation; ribosomal small subunit assembly. The record is from RefSeq and is a predicted model, not a curated record. Gene Ontology annotation, cellular component: ribosome; cytosolic small ribosomal subunit.
CAUAAUAUAUGUAGAAACAGGCGGCGCCGGCGCAGUCGGGCCUCUGCGCAUCCUCUUUCCAAACGCAAACAUGUCGGAGAAUCCGGAACAAAAGAAGCGGCGCACCUUCAAGAAGUUCACGUACCGUGGCGUGGACUUGGACCAGCUGCUGGACAUGGGCGAUGACCAGCUGAAGCAGCUGUUCAACGCCCGCCAGCGGCGUCGCAUUGAGCGCGGCCACAAGAGGAAGCACAUGGCGCUGCUCCGCCGGCUGCGCAAGGCCAAGAAGGAAGCCCCGGCGAUGGAGAAGCCGGAGGCGGUUAAGACGCACCUGCGCGACAUGAUCAUCGUUCCCGAAAUGACGGGCAGCAUUGUGGGCGUCCACAACGGCAAGGGUUUCACCGGAGUCGAGAUCAAGCCGGAGAUGAUGGGCCACUACCUGGGCGAAUUCGCGCUCACCUACAAGCCGGUGAAGCACGGCCGGCCCGGUAUCGGUGCCACGCACAGCUCUCGGUUCAUCCCUCUCAAGUAGACGGCGUCGGCGGUGGACAAUACACCGAGUACGACCUGC